Eufriesea mexicana is the source of this 996-nucleotide messenger RNA. It is a transcript of the gene St2, whose product is annotated as Sulfotransferase 2. NCBI's taxonomy places the organism in Eukaryota, Metazoa, Arthropoda, Insecta, Hymenoptera, Apidae. Gene Ontology annotation, molecular function: sulfotransferase activity. Bases 1 to 996 code for a protein of 331 amino acids. The record is from RefSeq and is a predicted model, not a curated record. The transcript is spliced from 6 exons.
AUGUUUGCAGUGGAGAAGAAACCUCUUAGCUUCACCACGAUCGAGGGAGAUGUAGGACAGAGAUUGGAUAAGAUGUUUGGUGUGAGAUGUAGUUUCUUAACAGUACAACCGGGUCAAUGUUUGUUACCACCUCAGUUCGUAUUUUAUGGGACGAAGAUCAGGGAUAUGGAGAUCUACGAGGACGAUGUAUGGAUGGUGUCAUAUCCACGAACUGGUAGUCACUGGGCCCAAGAAAUGGUAUGGUGUAUCGGGAAUAACUUUGACUACAAAAACGCACAGACUCUAUUGGUCAUACGAAAUCCAUUGCUCGAGGCUUCAGCGUUAAUGGUCACCGGGGAUUACGCGGAAUGGUUCGCGAAGCUAGGUGAUUCUGUUGAAAAUGUUGUAAAGAUGCCACGAACGAGAUACGUUAAGUCUCAUCUUCCGCUCGAAUUGUUGCCGCAACAAAUUCACCAAAAGAAACCGAAAAUAAUCUACGUUGCUAGGAAUCCAAAGGAUACGUGUGUCAGCUUUUACCAUUAUUGUAAAACGUUUCACAACAUAACAGGAAGUUUCGAGGACUUCGCUGAAUUAUUUCUAAAUGAAAGUGCACCGAUGGGCUCAUUUUGGAAUCACGUUUUGAAAUUCUGGGCGAUGAGGGACGAAGAAAAUGUAUUGUUCCUAACGUACGAGGGGAUGAAAAAGGAUCAGGUGGCAGCAAUUAGAAAAACCGCGAAAUUUCUAGGAAAAUCUGUGACGGACGAACAAAUCGCUGACCUUAGCGAACAUUUGAAAUUUUCAAAAAUGGCAGCUAAUCCCGCCAUAAAUUUGGAGCACAUUUUGCCGCAAAAGGAUUUGCCUGGGAACGACAAAUUUAUUAGAAAGGGCAAAGUCGGUGAUUGGAGAAACUACAUGUCCGAAGAAUUGUCUCAAAGAUUCGAUGAAUGGAGCGAAAAGUAUUUACGCGGAAGUGGCCUCGACUUUGACAGGGAAGUUGAGUCGUAUGAUGAGGAAUGA